UCACGUGGGAACCGAACUUUUUCGUGCUUUACCAACUAUUCAUCUGCCUCAAUCGAAGCGUGCGCACGUUAUGCUAGUAUACAACAAGUGCUUGUGUUAUCAGUUAAGCGGUCUGUGAUAUGAUUCGGCAUGUGAAAGUUGAGUGAUGAUCUAUAGCGAUUGGGAUCUUCGUUUCAGAUAAGCGGAGAUAUGGCUGUUACGCCGAUGAUCCCGGUGCUUCUAUUCGCCGUGUUUAGUAAAUGUGGCGGCGAUAGCAGUGGACACAAACACGGGAAUGGCGCUUCACAAUUCGGAGAACUUCUCAAGCCGCCGCCACCUCCGCCACACUCUCCAAUACAACCUGUGCCGUUCCAUGGCGGCGGAAGAGUUCAGAGACAAAAUCUAGACACUGGGUACCAUUACCCACCACCCCCUCCACCAAGCCCUUCCUCCGACUUCAAGUUUCCAGCACCAUUCUAUAAACAAUACAAUUUUAACUUUGUACCUCCACCUCAACCAUUCACAACGACCCCUUCCCCAUCUUUAUUUCAAAAAGUGUCAGGAUGGCUUUUUUCUACGCAGCAAUCGAACCAAGACACAAACUCUAUCCUUACUCAUAAUGUAGCACCAAUAAAAAAAGACUGUAACCCCUGCAAUCAAGUGCCAUGGAUACCAGUGAUUAGAUACAAUUUAGGAGCAAAAAAUACCUUUCAAAGUCCUAAUCCGACGUACGGCCCUCCGAGUCCGACCGCAUAUCCCAAUGCACUAAGUUUACCCCAACCUCUCCUGAGUACUCAAAAAACACCCCAGCUACUGCCUGGUAUUCCGCAUACAGUGUAUGGUCCUCCAGUCUCGUUUCAAAAUAGUUUCUCUAGUGGAUUUGCAAGUUCAACAUACGGACCUCCUAGUCCGACACAUACAAUAACCGUUUCAUCUCAUAAUUCGAUUAGCACUCCAUUUUCGUCUAGUAAUUCAUACUCCCCACCAAGCUCUCCGUUUAAUUUGCCAAGUAGUACGUAUGGUGUGCCUAGUAGUUCCUACGGCGUACCAAGUAAUUCGUACGAGACACCUAGCAAUUCGUAUGGAGCACCAAGUAGUUCUUAUAAUGUGCCUAGUAGCUCAUAUGGUGUACCGAGCAGUUCAUACGGCGUACCUAGCAGUUCAUAUGGGGCACCUAGUUCAUCAUUUAGUAUUAUUCCGUCUCAAGAGGUAUCUUCAUUUAAUAGUAAUACAGGACCAUAUUCUCAACCAAGCUCAACCUAUAGAACACCUACCAAUAUAUUUUCAGGUACAUUAACAACUCCAUCUUCUUACAUAUCUUCUACUUACGCACCAGUAACUGCCCACUAUGAACCAGUUACGGAGUUAGAAUUACCAAAAGUUUCUCCACCUGCAGUAUUUAAAAAUUCAUACGGAGAACUUAUUUCUAAUCCCAAUGCAUUAAACAUACCAUCUGCUACAGCAGCAGAAUCAACAAAAAUAAAAACUCAAGUUUUGCCAAAUGAUAAUAUAAAGUAUCCCAUACCUAAUGGUACUUUAGCACUCGCCAAUCCUGCUCCAUUUUCUUUGAAUAGAGGUAGAAACAUUCAUACGCUGCAACCUGUAGCCUUACCGAACUUAUCUGUAUCUCCUUUACCUCCUAUUUUCAAUGCUCGGCCAUUCAGGCCAUCUCCUAAAUUUGAAUCCAACGUAGUUCAGGGAAUUAAUUCUAUGCAGCAAACAUCACAUAAUGUUCAUAUAUCGCCGAGUGUUCCCAUUGCUGAGUUUACUCAUUCUAUUGAUUAUCCAGCAACCGUUAUCCAAUCGCCAGUGAUAGAUAUAGAUAUUUUAAGGAAUCAAAACCGUUCGAAAUCUUAUAGAAAUGACCCCAAUAGCUUUAUAGAUGAUAUAAGAGAUAUUUCAUCGCAAGCUUCUGAAGAUCACAUCUCAGAAACUAAAUCAAUACCGGAUGCAAGUUUUGAAAGCACUGGAAUUGAUGGUGGAAACGACAUCUAUGAUACUGGUGUUCCUUCUGAUUUGAAACCAGUAUCAGUACCAUCGAAUCAUAGACCGGCAUUUGCAGAUUUAAGAGGUGUGAAGGAUGAAGAUGUUGAUAAAUAUCGUACAGAAAAUAAUCUGCAAAAUAUUGACUCUCCUCUUUUAUAUCUUAAACCAAGUGCACCUCACAAGAAUCAUGGCAAUUUUGCAUAUAUUCUAUCAACAACUAGCAGCGGCAAUGAUUACGAAAUCUAUGAUGAAGCUCAAACAACAUCUGCACCACAAUCUGCACAAACCAGUAGCUGGCAUGAAAGUCAAGUAGAUUUUAAUGAAAGUCCGUCAAAUCAAGAAAUUCACGAGCACGCUGAUAAACCUAAAAUAGUACAAAUUAUAGUUCCAUAUACAACAAACAAGGAAUUGGGAGGACUUAAUUUAAAUUUUGACUCUGAAUCACAAGACUGGAGUCUAAAAGAAGACGAUGAAUAUCAAGCUAGAAAAAUUCCAACAAAUACCGAAAGUCCUUAUAUUAGCACUGUCACAGAAAAUUAUAGUACAACUGAAGAAUCGACGCCAACAAGUACAGAAAGUACAGAUUCAGACCAUUUGAACACAGCUGAUAUUUUAAAUGAUCUUUAUGAUGUAAAGGAACCUCCUUUUGAUAUUAUUAAGUUACAACAAACAAUAGAUGACUGGACUGCGCAAGAAUACUCUAAGCGACAUAAAAUACCACAAAGAUCUCGUAACGUUGAAAAAUAUGCUAAACAAAUACCCGAUGAUUUCUUUACCACAACUACGCCCACUAAUUAUGUAACCUCUACUAUUGAUUAUAGUUAUGAAUUGUAUGAUCACGAGGGUUCUAGUAGUAUGCAGCACGCUGUUACUGAAGACAAAAAUAAUUCAUCUAUAAGGGGUUGGAAACAUUACAAUACUAUUGAAAGAACUAAAUCCAAAUAUAAUGUGGAAAAAAAUAAGAAAGAAGACGAGGUUCAGAAACUGCACAUUUAUACAGCAGCAUCAACAUUUAGGAGUACUACUACAACAACGCCAGCUCCAUGGGGGAAAAUCGAAACUUCAAUAUCGCCAUUGACAAAAGAAAAAGUUUAUGUAGUUACUUCCAAGCCAUGGCGAGAUUCAAGAAAUAUUACCAAAGAAUGGUUUGAUCCAGACUCUUUCGAAUUCAAAAAGAUACGCGGAGACAACGAGGCUUCAGCUUCAGAUAAUUUGCCUUUUAAGUCUCCAAGAUUUUCUAAUCGACCCUCUACGGGAUUCGCCUCCAUCGAAAAAACCGAAUCUAUGAAAUCGGAUUCAUCAUACGGUUUUUCUAAAAGCUGGUAUCAAAGCAUUAAUGACUUGGAGAAUCGUGAUCAGAGAAGCAAUACGGCGUUGCCAGAAGGUUUUCAACAGACACAUUUUACUAACGAGGACGAGGGUACAAUGGAUACCACGACUGCAGGACAUCAUAGAGACGCUUGAUAAAUGUGUUAUGUGGAAACCGCUCAUCAUCCUAACAGACAUUAUUGUGAAAUGUGAUCAACAAGAAAAACUAUGAAAUAAACAAUACUUAGUGUUAGUGAAAUAAAAUACUAAUGUGAUGGUGAUAAUGUUUAAAUACAAAUUGAUAACUUCUGUGAAUUGAUCGAAAGAUAUUCAGAGCAAAUUAAGAAGAUUACGACAAUAGGUCAGUGUUCUUUUUAAUUUGAUCAAAACAUAGUUGUAUUUAUUUUUAUGUUAAUCUUCUUUA
Molecule: messenger RNA, 3697 nt
Organism: Amyelois transitella
Lineage: Eukaryota; Metazoa; Arthropoda; Insecta; Lepidoptera; Pyralidae
Exons: 4
Coding region: 190-3429 (1079 amino acids)
Source: RefSeq, a predicted model, not a curated record